Messenger RNA from Dendrobium catenatum, 1170 nucleotides. RefSeq names its product transcription factor MYB64-like. Lineage: Eukaryota; Viridiplantae; Streptophyta; Magnoliopsida; Asparagales; Orchidaceae. The record is from RefSeq and is a predicted model, not a curated record. The transcript has 3 exons. Gene Ontology annotation, cellular component: nucleus. Gene Ontology annotation, molecular function: DNA-binding transcription factor activity, RNA polymerase II-specific; RNA polymerase II cis-regulatory region sequence-specific DNA binding. Gene Ontology annotation, biological process: regulation of DNA-templated transcription. The coding region runs from base 1 to 1170 and encodes 389 amino acids.
AUGGAGGAAGAAAAUACUUUUCUUACUAGUUCUCAGAGUAAUCAACUUCUCCUUCAGCCAUUAUCUCCUCUCAUAGUGCCAUUGGAGAGCUCUUUACGUGAAAAAAAGCAAAGUUUGCUCAUGCAACGUGAAGGCUUUGCUGGUCUACAAGUUUUCUGCUAUAAUAACGGAGGAAGAGUUGAUGAGAUGGAUUGUGCAACUGUAGAUGGAGAGAAGAGCGUAGAAAUACCUUCUUCUUCGUCUGCUAUGGAGGUUUCUAUUGGAAUAGUAAAAGGCCAGUGGACAAUUGAAGAGGACAGAAUGCUUAUUCAUUUGGUGAAGCAACAUGGAACAAGGAAGUGGUCUCUAAUUGCUAGGAAAUUUAUCGGUAGAAUUGGCAAACAAUGCAGGGAAAGAUGGCAUAAUCAUUUGCGCCCUGAUAUUAAGAAGGAUAGCUGGACUGAGGAAGAAGAGAGCAUGCUGGUUCAAGCUCACAAGGAAAUAGGAAACAAAUGGGCUGAAAUUGCAAAACGCAUUCCAGGAAGGACUGAGAACUCAAUAAAAAAUCACUGGAAUGCGACAAAGAGAAAGCAAAGUUCAAAUAAAAAACUUAGAAGAAAGGCCAUUCAUGGAGAUGCCGGUGCUUUUAAGCUCACAGCUCUGCAAGAAUACAUCAAAAGCAAGACUUUAAGCUUACCUGAUAUUACCCCAACUGCAACUUCCCCAUCCACUUGCCAUUCGAGCACAUCAAAUGAAUUCCUUCUUCAACCACCUCAGCCUGAUGAUUCUGAGCUCGCAAGCCAAAUGGUUGAGGAGUUGCUUUCCAUGGAAAAACCAGAGAUCAUGAGAGGUUUAGAUGAAGAAAAACGAGAUUUGUUGGGUUGUUCAAAAGUUGAGUUUGUUUCUCAGUUCUUGAAUACGGAGGAAAGCUUUCCUUCUCCUUCCAAUGUUACUUCUGCUGGUUUAGAGACUCAAAGUGGAAGUAACUUACAAUGGGAUUUCUAUAUAUCCAAUCUACUUACGGGACCUUCUCUUCCUACGAUAGAAGAGAUUGGGAGUUUUAACGCUGAUAAGGUAACAGGUGCUGAUGGUGCCCAGGCUUCACCUAUAAGAUCUGCAGAUAUGGAUUUGAUGGAGAUAUUACAUUGGCAUUUGUCACGUUUGCCGAGCAAAACUUUUGGCGGAUAUUGA